GAAAUUGAAAUCAAAAUGAUUAUACGACUCUACGAAGCAGAAAUGUGUUGUUCCCUAUUUGUAUAUAACACGGCAGGUUUAGUGGUAAACGCAUCCAGUAACAUGAAGGCCUUUAUUGCAGUAGUGAUCACCUGUUUCGUAGCAGUCGCUCUUGGGCAAGAAGAUGAUUCUAAGAAGAUGAUGAAGGAUUGCAGAGAAAGUGCCGGUUUCGCAGAUAAGGGCUCGUUCCGAAAGGCGAUAAAGGAGAACGGCAUCAAUGAUGAGAAAUUUCAAAAAUUCAGCGAGUGCAUUUUGAAAAAUACCGGUACUUUGAAAGAUGACGGUUCUUUAGAUUUUAGUAAAUGGAAGGCAAAGUGCGAGGCGUCUGGUAAAGAUUGCUCAUUCAUCGACGAAUGCGCAAAGCAAAAGGAAGACACCAAUUCAAAAACUUACGCAAGCAUUGUCCUCUGCGGAUUUAAACAUAUGCACAAGCAAAGGGAAGAGAACGCAUAACUACAGGACGUUUUUUUAGCUGAAAUCUGUCAAUUUUAAUAAUAAAUUUGACUAACUCUG
Photinus pyralis (common eastern firefly) is the source of this 552-nucleotide messenger RNA. RefSeq lists its product as uncharacterized. The record is from RefSeq and is a predicted model, not a curated record. Gene Ontology annotation, molecular function: odorant binding. The transcript is spliced from 2 exons. The coding region runs from base 16 to 492 and encodes 158 amino acids. Lineage: Eukaryota; Metazoa; Arthropoda; Insecta; Coleoptera; Lampyridae.